AUGAAGUCCCGCUUCAACACGGUCGAUAUCCGGGCGGUGAUAGCCGAGCUGCGCCAGAGGUAGGAGGGAGCCUCGAGACAGGCGGGCGGCGGCCCCGCCCCCGCGACGACGGAGGCCCCGCCCACCUGGGCAUUGGCUCCGCCCACAGCACCGCCCCCUUUACCUCGCCCCGCCCACUCCCCGCCCUCCCCCAAUCAGGUGCCUCCCAGGAGCUUUGGACUACAGUUCCCAUGAGUUAGCAGGGCCUGGUGGGAGUUGUAGUCCAAAUCACGUGGGAGCUGGCUGGGGGUCGAUGGGAGUUGUAGUCCGAAACCUGUGUAAAGGCACCAGAGGAGGGAGGAAGGCUGGUCUGUACUUGAUGUUUCUCCGAAUUGUUAGACCAGGCAUAGGCAAACUCGGCCCUCCAGAUGUUUUGGGACUACAGUACCCAUCAUCCCUGACCACUGGUCCCGUUAGCUAGGAAUCAUGGGAGUUGUAGUCCUAAAACAUCAAGAGGGCUGAGUUUGCCUAUGCCUGUGUUAAAUUCCUAGCAGUGUUUCCCAAACUUGGGUCUCCAGCUGUUUUUUGGACUCCAAUUCCCAUCAUCCCUGACCACUGGUCCUGCUAGCUAGGGAUCAUGGGAGUUGUUGUAGUCCUAAAACAGCUGGGGGGCUGAGUUUGCCUCUGUCUGUGUUAGACUCCUAGCAGUGUUUCCUAAUAAUAAUAAUAAUAAUAAUAAUAAUAAUUUAUUUAUACCCCGCCCAUCUGGUUGGGCUUCCCCAGCCACUCUGGGCAGCUUCCAACAAAAUAUUAAAAUACAGUAAUGCAUCAAACAUUAAAAGCUUCCCUAAACAGGGCUGCUGUGAGUUGGCAGACUCAGGGUUUCCCAAACUUGAGCUUCCAGCUGUUUUUGGACUCCCAAUUCCCAUCAUCCCUGACCACUGGUCCUGCUAGCUAGGGAUGAUGGGAGUUGUAGUCCAAAAGCAGCUGGAAGCUCAAGUUUGGGAAACCCUGAGUCUGCCAACUCACAGCAGCCUGUGUAGCCAGUGGUCAGGAGUGCUGGGAGUCAGAGUCCAGCAACAUCUUAAGGGUCCUCUCCUGAUCCUGAGCUACAUUCUUUCACCUGCCGAUUGAAGGCCGCUGGCAUGGGAGCACUACUAUACGGGCAACUAACAAUUUACACACAUUUAACUUGCAUGCACUGGGCUUUAUGCACUUAGCAAAAAAAGAAAAGGAAAAGGAAAGUGGGUGGGAUUCACCGGGGCUACAGAUCCCAGUCUUCUUUCUUUCUCUCCUUGUUCCUGAUGUAGAGCUUCCCUGGUGGGGAGAGGGUGUGUGCUAUUUUGGGGUCUGCCUCAGGUGCCAACAUAUCUUGGGCUGGCCCUGUGUAGGACCAGCCACAUAUUUUACAGUGGUACCUCUGGAUGCGAACGGGAUCCGUUCCAGAGCCCUGUUUGCAUCCUGAAGCGAACGCAACCCACGUCUGCGCGUGCACGGGUCGCGAUUCGCCAUUUCUGCGCAUGCGCCUGACAUCAUUUUGAGCGUCUGCACGUGCGCGAGUGGCGAAACCCGGAAGUAACGCGCUCCGUUACUUCCGGGUCGCCGUGGAGCGUAACCUGAAAACGCUUAACCUGAAGCACAUUUAACCCGAGGUAUGACUGUAUUUGUCUGAUUUUUAGACCCAUGAAUACGUGUCACAUUGAUUCUAUCUCACUACAGUCAUACCUCGGGUUAAAUAUGCUUCAGGUUGAGCAUUUUCAGGUUGCACUACGCGGCGACCCAGAAUUAACGGAACCCAUUACUUCCAGGUUUUCCCACUCGCGCAUGCGCAGACACCCAAAAGGACGUCACGCGCAUGUGCGGAAGCGGCAAAACACGACCCGCACAUGUGCAGUCACGCAGUCGCGUGUUACGUUCUACUCUGGAUGCCAAUGGGGCUCCGGAACGGAUCCCAUACGCAUCCAGAGGUACCACUGUAGUCCUGUUCCAAGAUAAUCAGCAUAGAAGACUACUCCAGAUUGGACUUAGCCCAGAAAGAUGUUUGUGUUAUAAUUAAUUCGUUGUCCUUUUGAUUUAAGAAGCAGUUCUUUCACUGCCUCCUCCAGCCUUAACCACAAUAAGAUUAACAGUUGCUCUUUGUUAAAAAAAAAUUGAGUCAGUGUUUGCAACAAGAACAGUCUUCUAUAAAUUUCCUUACACUGGUAAAAAUAUAAAUAUAUAUGUCUUUUCUCCUCUCUCUUUUUUUUUUAGCUUGUUGGGAAUGAGAGUAAACAACGUUUACGAUGUGGACAAUAAGACAUACCUUAUUCGCCUUCAGAAGUAAGAGCUGAAACUUCCUUGUUUUCUUUAAUUCAGGAAGCCUUUGGCUCUCCAGAUUUUGCUGGAUUCCAGCUCCCAUCAGUCCCAGCCAGCAUGGCCAGUGGUCAGGGAGCUCUAGUCCAGUAACAUCUGGAGACUCACAGGUUAGUCAUCCCAGCUCUCUUCAGAGUAUUUCUAACUUUUGAAUCUGUAUGUGUGUCUUACAUGUAUCUCAAUCUUCAGUGAGAUAAAAUAGCCAACCAAAACUAGAACACUAUGUAUGAAAAGGAAGUUGGAACACGGAUCUGUUUCCUAUGAAUGUAGUCUUUUGAAUGUAGUACAUGAAAUCAAGAUGCAUUAAAGUUAAUGGGACUUUUCUUCAAAGAUACAGGUGUAUGUUGUCCCCUCUGCUUUCUGUGAAUGAUUACAAUCUCUCUCUCCCCUUCCUCCCCUGCAUAGCAUGCCCAUAUUAUGUAUUUUCCUGGUGCUGUUGUUAAACGUAGGGAGAAGGUUCACCUGUCCUUGCUUUUCCAAGCAUCUUCACACAGUACUUUCCCUGAGUUUCUAAACAUUGUUUAGUUCAUAAAAUUUAUAUACUGCUUGAUUGUUAAAAAGAUCCUUCAAGUGAUUACUCGUGGGAAACCUCAGUUCUGGGGUUCUUUAUGAUUACCAACUGCAUAAAUUUAUUACGAGCGAGUGGAUGCCAGCAUGCAAAUUCAGUGUUUGAUUUUGAAAAAAUUAAAAAUGCAAGCUUGCACUUCCCAGAGGAGGAAGAGCAUGUGUUGCGCCCACAUCUACGCCAAAUCUGUGCCUAGAUGCUCCCUGAUGCCUUCUGUUGUCAUUAGGCCAGACCUCAAGGCUACGCUUCUCCUGGAAUCUGGCAUAAGAAUUCACACAACAGAGUUUGAGUGGCCCAAGAACAUGAUGCCAUCUGGAUUUGCAAUGAAGGUAAAUGCAUCUUUCUCUGCAUGCUGCAGAUUUCUGGGGUGGAGAGAGAAAACAUGCCAAGCCGCUAAUGUUGUCGUUUCAUCUUUGAGGCUAGCCAUACAAGCGUUUUGCAUUUUCACGUAUGAACCUUGCACUAUGAGACUACAGGCCCAAAUAAGAGCAAGGCUUGAGCCUCGGUUUUCUCUUGUUGAGUGGAGAGCUCUCACCUGUCCUUCUCCUGGCAGGAGCAGGUGAAUAAUUCCACUCCAUGCUCUAAGGCUUUGGAGUGUUUUACAUAGAUAUGUGUGUUCAUGUGGCGGAGUGAGUUCUGGAAGCAGGCAGGCUAGCAAUAUCUGCUGAAGACUCAGCAGCCAAACAAGUGAUGGGGAGGUCUUCGGGUAGCCAGAGUCACAUCUUCUCCACCCUUUGCUUCUGCCAGACCUUCCCCAUAGGUUUUUCUUUUUUUUAAUACAGUUAUACUUCAUGUUGGGACGCGGGUGGCGCUGUUGGUUAAACCACAGAGCCUAGGACUUGCCGAUCAGAAGGGUGGGGUGAGCUCCCAUUGCUCGGUCUCUGCUCCUGCCAACCUAGCAGUUCGAAAGCACGUCAAAGUGCAAGUAGAUAAAUAGGUACCGCUCUGGCGGGAAGGUAAACGGUGUUUCCGUGCGCUGCUCUGGUUCUCCAGAAGCAGCUUAGUCAUGAUGGCCACAUGACCCGGAAGCUGUAUGCCAGCUCCCUCGGCCAAUAAAGUGAGAUGAGUGCCGCAACCCCAGAGUCGGUCACGACUGGACCUAAUGGUCAGGGAUCCCUUUACCUUCCAUUUCAGGUUGCGUGUUUUCGUCUUGUGUCCCGUGGCAACCCGGAAGUACUGGAAUGGGUUACUUCCAGGUUUUGCCGCUUGUGCAUGCACAGAAGCGCUAAAUCGCACCGCACACCUGCGCAGACGCAGCACUUUGAGUUGCGAGUUUUUCACGUUAUGGAUGGGCCUCCGGAACGGAUCUCAUCCGUAACAUGACUACCACUGUAGACUCUCCCCAACACCAUGCUUCUCCUGCUUUUAUCAGGCCAUUGUUCAACUAUAUCAAAUGAUCCAAAAGUUUAUGAGAGACUAUGAUAUCUACAUUUUUAUUUAUGGGGUGUAGGAGUCCUCAGCUACCCUGGCUUUUUGGUGGGGUGGGGGGGAGCAAACGACUCUGCCUCAUUGUCCCUUUGUGAGACCUGUUUGUGCUCUCCCCGCUGACAGUGUCGCAAGCAUCUGAAGACCAGAAGGCUUGUGAGUGUGACGCAGCUUGGCAUCGACAGGAUAGUCGAUUUCCAGUUUGGGAGCGACGAAGCCGCCUAUCAUCUGAUUAUAGAGUUGUACGACAGGGUAAGUGGAGGGUGAAAGAGCUGCGGGUCUUGGAGGCAAAAACUCUGGUCUCUCCCCCUCGUGCCGCUGCUUUGUUACUUGGUAGGAAGGUUCUUCGUUUUUGUUUCGAAUUUCCUUUACUGCCAUUACUAACAACCCAAAAGGGCAGUAGCAGGGUGUUGCGUCAUACCAUAUGCAAAGCAGACAAGCAACAAAUAAAUAGUAAUUAAAGACAUCCAAAUUUCCCUCGGUAGCAUGGAUGGUGAAUGUUGAACAUCUAAGUCCACAGCAUAGGAACUAAAAUUGCAGCCUUGUCUUAUAACUAUUUUAUUACUUUCCACAAUAAAGUGUCUUGAAGCUGCUUACAAAUCCGUAAAACAGCCUGACACUUGAGGUGUGUCCUUUAUUUUUGUGAUCGUAAUUUGAUUUCAGCUGUUUUAAGUACAGCGUUUUAAUGUUACAACCUGCCCAGGGAUUUUAGGGUGAAGGGAAGUAAUUAAUAAUAAUAAUAAUAAUGUUGACACAGGGAGAGGCUCCAUUAAGACUUUAUAGGUUGAAACCUGCAUUUUGCUUGGAAACUCUUUUGCAGGGCAACAUUGUUCUUACUGACCAUGAAUACCUGAUACUGAACAUCCUGAGGUUUCGCACAGAUGAAGCAGAUGAUGUAAAGUUUGCAGUUCGGGAACACUACCCGGUCGACAACGCCAAAGCAGCAGCGCCGUUGCCCAGUUUGGAAAGGUACCUCUGUUCUUUGUGCAGCAUUUAGUUUGGGGGAGAAAGCAAUAUCUGCACCUGCCCCAUCCCUCUCCAAGAACUGAGUGGAGCUGCUUUUCAGAGACCCGCUUGCUGGGCUGUAAAGUGGCUCUGGUUUGGGUUUGACACCCAAAAUGAUCAAGGGGAAUGGAAUGACUCCCCUGUGAAGAAAGGUUGUGUCGUUUGGGACUUUGUAGUUUAGAGAAAAAGUAAGUAAGAAAGUAAGUAAGAGGCAACAUGAUAAAAGUAAAAAGUAAGUAAGAGGCAACAUGAUAGGAGUUUUUUAAAAAUUUGCAUGGCACAGAAAAAGCUGGAACCGGUGGGCCUCCAUUGAAGCUGAGUGUUGGAAGAUUCAGGACAGAAAAAAGAAAGGACUUUUUCACACAGCACAAAGUCAAACUGUGGAACUCCCUGCCACAGGGGGCAGGGAUGGCACCAGCCUGGGAUUAGACAAUUUUUUUUUUAAUUUAUCAUUUUUAUUAAAUUUUAUCAGAUGUUACAGAAAAAUGAAAAAAAAAAAAAGAAAUACCGUAUUUUUCGCCCCAUAGGACGCACCGCCCUAUAGGACGCACCUAGUUUUUUUUGGGAGGGAGGGGAAUAAAGAAAAAAAAAUAUUUACCAUCCCAGGCAUGGGGCUGGCGCAGGGGAAGCCCGAGCUUCCCCCGACCCCAGCCCCCAGAACAGCCUGCUAUCCGCAAGCCUAGGGAGCCACACCGGUCUCCCCAGGCUUGUGGACAGCUGUGCGAAGCCCGGGCACCCUCUUCAGCGCGCCCAAGGCUUCGGAAUGCAGGCAGCUCUGCGCAACCCUCCAGAGCUUGGCGCCAGGCUCCGGAGGGUUGCGCAGAGCUGCGCGGAGCCCGGGAGCACAGGCAGCUCUGCGUAACCCUCCUGAGGCUGGCGCGGCUUGGCGCCGGGCUCCGGAGGGUUGCACAGAGCUGUGCGGACCCCGGGAGGGCAGGCAGCUCUGCGCGACCCUCCGGAGCCCGGCGCGAAGCCUGUAUUCGCCCCAUAGGACGCACACACAUUUCCCCUUUAUUUUUGGAGGGGGAAAAGUGCGUCCUAUAGGGCGAAAAAUAUGGUAGUAACAAUACAUAACCAUACAAAAAACAUUUAUCUACACAAUUUUCCAGAAUGCAGACUAGAAAAGAAGAUGAAAGAUAAAAGAUAGAAAGAAGGAAAAGAAUGAAGAGAAAAAAUACUUUCCAUAAUCAAUAAUUCCAAAUUCAUACUUCAAACAGUACAAUAUUUAAAUCCUAGUUAAAAUAUUAUAAAAGACUUCCACUGCAUUCACCACACAUCUCUUGGUUAUCUAUUUCACCUUUACAUCUGUUCUUCAGUCACUUCCUUUCCUUAAAUUCUUUCAUAGUCCAUCUAAUCUUUGUACUUUCGUGUUUGAUCCCUGUUUGUGUAAAUAUUCAUUUAAGCAUUCCCAUUGUUUCUGUACCAUCGUUUUAGAUUUAUGCCUUAUUAUGUCCGUCAAUUUUGCUAACUCCAGAUACUCACAUCGUUUACUUAGCCAUUCCCUUUUUGUUGGGAUGUUAUUUCCUUUCCAGUAACUGGCCACCAACGUUCUCGCUGCUGUUGUUGCGUAUAGAAAUAUGUUAAUUUUAUCUUUGGGGAUAUGGGAUUAAGACAAAUUCAUGGAGGUGGAGAGGGCUGUCAGUGGCUACUGGCCACCAUGGCUAUGCUCUGUCUUCGCAGUUAGAAACAAUACAGUCAUACCUUCAUGUUGCGUCUUUUCACGUUACGUCCCGCGGCAACAUGGAAGUACCGGAACGGGUUACUUCUGGGUUUCACCGCAUGCACAGAAGCGCCAAAUUGCACCGCACACCUGCGCAGACGCAGCGCUUCAAGUUGUGGGCGUUUCACGUUACAGAUAGGCCUCCGGAACGGAUCCUGUUUGUAACACGAGGUACCACUGUAUUGCUUCUCAAUGCGAGUUGCUGGAAACCAGAGAAGGGGAGAAGGCUCUUGCGCUCAGAUCUUGUUUGCAGGUUUCCCAUGGUCGUCUGGCUGGUCAUUGUGAGACAAGGAGGCUGGACUAGAUGGGCUCUUGGCCUGAUCUGGCAGACCCUUCUUAUGUUCACAAUGUGCUUUCCUCUUCAAUAUCAUUCUAUAGCAAAGUAAUCCUUUUGGGGGGGGGUGACCUUCCUCCCCAUCUCCCACUUAACAGGUUGACAGAAAUAAUAGCCAGUGCACCGAAAGGGGACCAGCUAAAGAGAGUCCUAAAUCCUCACCUUCGUAAGUACCAUUUAUGUUAAGAUUGAAAUCAGCAAUAAGCUAUGUUCUGUUUUUCAAAGUUUGUAAGCAACUUUGAGCCCUAGGGAAGAAAGCAGGAUUACAAAUAUAUCUAAGAGAACCUGUUGGAACCUCAAAUAACAGGUAUAUUUCUUCCAGUAAUAGCCAAUUGCUUUUGAGAGCUGUAAUGUUUUUGAGAUGUGCAAGGUCUUUGCCGCGAUACUUAAAAUGACAUAUAUUUGUUUGGGGCUGGUAAGGGACAGACUAAACAAAUUGCUGAUUCAGGUAGGUAGCUGUGUUGGUCUGACACAGUCGAAAUAAAAAAAUAUAAAAAUUGUCCAGUAGCACCUUAGAGACCAACCAGGACAAACUUAGUUGACCUCUAAAGUGCCACUGGACAUUUUUUUUAUUUAUUUAAACAAAUUGUUGUUGAAGAUGGAGGCCUCUUUAUCCCCUGUGUAUAAAAUGUCCCAUAUUCUGCCUUGUUUGAAACAAAUUCCUUGGGGGGUGUGGUUUCUUUUAAAUCCAUGUCUCUGGCUAAUUGUUAAAUGGUUCUCUCCCUUCCUCCACUUUUUAUAGCUUAUGGAGCAACACUUAUCGAGCACUGCCUUAUGGAAGCGGGAAUUUCCAGUAACGCCAAAGCAGAACAGAUAGAAGGGAAAGGCAAGUGGCCAGACAUUUCAUCGCGAAAUUCACCGCACGCCCAUUUGCAUGUCACAUGACAGAGUUGCAUAAUACCUGGUAUUUCAAGAUCUUUGUGUUAUGCAGUGUGGUGUAUCAUUUUAAUUUCAUCUAUUAGGCCUGGUUAAUUCCCUGUUUCUUGUGAGUGGUUCCCUGACGUACGAGUGGUGUUAAGUCGAUCAUCUCAGCAGUUAUCACCAAUAUGCUACUCAAAAGGUUAAAGGUGUUUGUAUAGGGUAUAUAUUUCAGCUCUGAUCAUUACGGUCUGUCAUUUUUGCACCUCAUUCACCUCCCAACCUACACAUUCUUUCUUUGCAUACCUGCCAGCUAAUAUUGUGUGCAUGAGUUCUUGAAAGCUUAAACCAUAAUAAAUUAGUUAGCCUAUAAUGCACUGGUUUUCAAACUUUUCUUUUCCUGGGCCACACUUUCAGAAUAACAAUUUGCUCUUAGCAAUUUUUUUAUUGCUAAGAAAUACAUGGGGAAACAAAAAGAAACAACAACUAGCAACUGAUUUAUAACACAGAACACAAUUGCUUUAUAAUACAAUAAUGGGACACCUAGAAAGUAUAAAACAAUGCAGCUUACAUAAGAACAUGAAUCAUUCUCAGACUAUAAUUAGAAAUCAGCGUCUUAUGUAUGUACCUUAAAUAUGUGUACAAACUCCAUGAGAGGUGUGAGCUUUUGCCAGAUAACCUCAUUUAUAAAGAAUGUUUUUAUACUAUACUACACCAAAAUGUUUAAAUGUUUCCUUGAUUGUCUUUGAAUCUUCCACCACACUUGCUAUCCUCUCCUGCCACGCCAAUCUUUGAGAACCACUGCUUUAAGGUGUCACUGUACGGGGCUAACACAGCUGAUGCUUUGGAAAUGCUUAAUUCUUAUUCUCCUAAACCAGCCUUGUGGCAGUCUGCAGCUCUGGGCUUGAUCAUAUCCCCAGCAUCUCUAGGCAAGGCUGAAAAAAUACAGUGGUACCUCAUGUCGCAUAACCUCCAGGUUACAGAAUCUUCGGGUUACUACCGCAGCAAACCCGGAAGUGGGUUUGCCACUCGCGCGUCUGCAGAAGAACUCUGCGGCGCUGCGUGCAUGUGCAGAAGCAGUCCUCUGGUUAUGAAAUUUUUGGGAUACGGCCGGGCCUCCAGAACGGAUCCUGUUCGUAACCAGAGGUACCACUGUUAUCCUGUCUGAAACCCUGGAGAGUUUGCUGACAACAUUGAGCUUAGAUCAGGGAUGAGGUACCUGUUGCCCUCUAACUUUUCCUGGAGUGCAUCAACACCAGCCACCAGUCAGCAUCAUCAGUGGUCAGAGAUUAUGGGAGUUGCAGUCUAGUAGUGUUUGGAGGCUCCAGGUUCCCAUCCUGGGAUUAGGUGGACAGAUUAUCUGAUGUGGCCCAAGGCUGCCUCCAGUAUGCAGAGAAUAUGCUGGAAGCCACAGAAUCAAAAACCUUGGAUUCCAUUUUUUCUCUUUUUAGAUGUCGAAAAGGUACUUGCUGCUCUACAGAAAGCAGAAGAAUAUAUGGCGAUCACAGACAACUUUAACGGCAAGGUAGCUCAUGGUUGAAGUGCUCUGGUUUUUGCACACCCCACGGGUUCCAGAGGAGCAGUGUUCAAACAUUGCCAUUGUAGAUCUUCCAGGGAGGGGUGGGUUUAGUAAAUAUUCUCAAGCUCCCUAGCCCAGAAGUGGAGGAAGUCUGGGACCGUGAUGCAAAAGGCAGACUUAUUGGACCAAGGAGGAGGGGAGCCCAGAGAACCUCAUGCAAAAAUAGCUGUGGUUUCACCCUUCUCAUCUCAAAUGAUGUAUUCUGGAGAAGGUGUACAAAUUUGGAUUUUGUGGUCGUCUUGUUGUGAUCCUUACUUUUUUCUCCCAAUGUGUUCUGGCCUAGUGCUUACCUUCCACUUUUUGUGACCCAAGCUUCUAGUCUCUCCUAUCCCCUCACCCCAGGCAGUCUUGUAGGCUCUGGUCUAACUCGCCGUUAUUGAUGGCUAGCUAAAAAUAAAAACCAUAAUGAUCACAAUAAUUCCAAGAAAAAGAAAACUGAAAAGAAAUUCUGCUCAGGGUUUCUCUACUUCUCUUUUUUUGGCAGGGUUAUAUCAUUCAGAAGAGGGAGAAAAAGCCAAGUCUGGAACCCAGCAAGCCUCCAGAAGAAAUCCUCACGUAUGUAUUUUGAAGGGAGACUCCUUUUUGGUCCCUCAUUUUCCUGCUGGUCAUAGAAUUGCAGAGUUGGAAAGGGACCUUAAGGGUCAUCUAGUCCAACCCCUGCAAUGCAGGAAUCUCGGAGAACAACUAUGUUUACAAAAAAUUGUUAACAAAAUGUAUGACAUUUCAACAGUUUCUAAUUCAUGAAAUCUUAAUUGAUGUAUACAAUGCCAAAAUAAUAAUGGCACACGCAACUCAACAUCUCAAAGCCAAAUAGUCAAAAUAUUCCUGAAAUACGUCCGUGAGAACAACUCUCUCUGUGUGUACUUGUGCUGGUGCUGUCCCAACGGAACUCCGACAACGAGAUACGCAGAUUUCAAUCUCUGUUUCGUGAAUCUUCUUAUGAUUGGCCCAAAAAGGAGCUAUACAAUGGCAAUUCCAUGCUCCACUAAAUAAGUCAGCUACAACCUUAGAAUGGCCCUCUGCUCAUUUUUGAUGCAGCCUAGAAUAGCAUUAGCUGCUUUUGGUUUGCUGCUGCUGCUACAUUAUCCAAUGUGUGUCUUGCAGAUAUGAGGAAUUUCACCCUUUCUUGUUUUCGCAACACGCAAGAUGUCCGUACGUGGAGUUUGACUCUUUCAACAAGGUACGGUCCUGUGUUUGAUAUGUAUUGUAUUUUAUAAGUGGAGUGUAAUUUUUUAAUUGUGUCAGGCGGUACUGGGAAGCCCCAGUGGCCACUGAGUUAGAAUCCUGCCAACUGUUUGUGGUUGCACCAAGAUGGAUCUGAAUGCAGCAUAGCGGUUUAAGAGCCAAGUUUAGGAUUUUGAGUUACAGAUUUUUGAAGCGGCGGGUGGUGGCAUCUGUACUUUUGGGCGUCACCAGAAUGUGGAAGCUGCGACACAGAAAGUUGCUUUGCUCAAGUGAAUUCUGAACUCAAACCUUGGAGUUUGAGAUUGAAGGAAAUCUAACUCAAGGGCCUUUUUGGAUGUAAUUGGUUUUGUUCUGAACUUUUAUUUUUUAUGAGAAAUGAAAAGCAACUUCCUGACACACACAUGUAUAUAUUAAAAAGUUUUAAUCUCUUUUGGAAGGCAGUGGAUGAAUUUUAUUCCAAGCUGGAAGGACAGAAGAUAGACCUGAAGGCAUUGCAGCAGGUACUGAUCCUGUUAAAGAAUUAGCAUUUGACACAACACCUUGUGGCUUCCUUAAGGAGCCAGUUGCCAGCUGUGGAUUGUCGUUCAGAUGGGGAGAAUUUUACUUUUGCCCCUGCUGAGAACCCUAAUAGCUUCAGCAUCAGAGGGGAAAGUUUUGCUACUGUCAAACACACAUGGAGCUCUCUGUGAGAUAGCUUCCCUGCUUUUGCUAAUACAGAGUAAGGCACAGCCUUGGCUCCUGCAUCUUGUCAACUUGGGGUGAUUCAGGAGAUGAACUGCCUGCCAGCUGCCUCCAGACCUGCCAGGUCUACUCCUUUCCCCAGUAGACCAGAGUGGCUCCUUCUAGCUACCUACUUGCAGCCUCCCCUCCCCUCCUGCUUUGCCUUCAGCUCACAAUGCUUGAGUUGGCAUGGGCAUCAAAUCACCACCAGUCUUUCUUUCCUCCUUCAUUUUGUCCUGAAAGGAGAAACAAGCACUAAAGAAGCUGGAAAAUGUUCGGAAGGACCAUGAGCACCGGCUUGAAGCUCUCCAUCAAGCUCAGGUAAAGGCUUGUUAUCGUACCACCAUGAUGACUCCAUAAACUGUUGGCUUCAGUCCAUUUGUCAUACUCCAGAGAAUCUCAGCUGCUGCUUUUUUGGUCUCCUUCACUUUCCCAAAGGAAAUUGACAAGGUGAAAGGGGAGCUUGUGGAAAUGAACCUGGAGAUAGUUGACCGAGCCAUCCAGGUGGUCCGGAGCGCCUUAGCCAACCAGAUUGACUGGACAGAGAUUGGCGCUAUCGUCAAAGAAGCCCAGGCCCAGGGGGACCCCGUGGCAAGCGCCAUCAAAGAACUGAAGCUGCAGACCAACCACAUCACGAUGCUCCUGAAGUAAGCGCCGGGCAGGUGGGAGAAACGCGCUGGAAAGGGGUGGUUGGGGUGGGUGGGUGUAUUGAAACUCCUUUGUUAGAAGGUUCAGGGUUAGGCAGAAUUGGGGGAGUGGGACUGUGAAUAGCUGAAAAUGGGACCUCACUGCCUGGAGACAAACUAACCCUCCGAGGACCAAGUGCUGGUUCAAUGGGAGUGGGGUCCUUGUUCCAGCAAAGGCUUCUUAUCUGCAAUUUAAUUGGAUGAAUAAGCCCCAGCCCCAGUCUAGGUUGGCUUGAGGGCUGUAAUCUGGAGAAUAUUGGGAGUGCUACUUGGGUACCGCUGAAAUCAGCAGUGCUGAGGCUUUUCCAACAAGGAGCUGUUUUUGUAAAUUGGUAUGUUGUUGUGUUAUAUUUAUAUCCCACCCACCUGGCUGGGCGGCUUACAGCAUAUAUAGAAACACAGCAAAACAUCAAACAUUAAAAAACAGAAUAUCCUAUACAGGCAACAAACAAACCAAUAAAUCAGUAGAAAUCAAUAAUAACAAUAGUAACAAUAAUGAACACUUUAUGUUUAUACCAGGGGUCUGCAACCCGUGGCUCCGGAGCCGCGGCAAAGGUGUAAAAGAGCCACAUGCGGCUCCGGGGCGGAUACUAGCGAGGGGAGGAGGCGCAUUGUGCGCCCCGACACUCCCCACUGUGGCGGGCGCUGUACUGGCUGUGACGUCGCAUGGGGGCGGUGCGUGCGUUAGUCACGCACUGUUCCGACGUCACCUUCCUGCCCGCCCGCCCGCUACAUUGUAAGGGGCAUGUACGCUGGUCACUGCAUUGAAAGGGGGCAUGUACGCUGGUCACUGUUUUGAAGGGGAGUGAAGAACACACACACACAAAAAGGUAACUUGUUAAUUUAACAUUUAUUUCUAUGAGGAGGAGUAAUUCUGAGGGAUCAAACAAAGAAAUAAAAAAAAAAAGUGACAAAAAAGUUAUUUUUAUAAUGACGAGUUUUGCGGCUCCCAGUUUUUUUUUCUUCAGAAACGGGUCCAAGUGGCUCUUUUUGUCUUAAAGGUUGCAGACCCCUGGUUUAUACCCAAAUUAAAAUAACCACCAAACCCAACUAACAUUUAACCAACCUCAACCCGACAAAAACAAAACAGAGGAGCCGAAAUUAGAACUGUUUAAAACAUGGAAAAACAUUUUAGCCAGUUGUCCCAACCCAAGAGUUUUCCCAGCAAUGUCCCUCCAGCCUCCCAGGAGCCUAUACAUGCUUAUACAUGAGCCCAAUAGGGACGUGGGUGGCACUGUGGUCUAAACCACUGAGCCUCUUGGGCUUGCCAGUCGGAAGGUCGGCGGCUCGAAUCCCCACAACAGGGUGAGCUCCUGUUGCUCGGUCCCUGCUCCUGCCAACCUAGCAGUUCAAAAGCAUGCCAGUGCAAGUAGAUAAAUAGGUACCACUUUGGCGGGAAGGUAAACGGUGUUUCUGUGUGCUCUGGUUUCCGUCACGGUGUUCCGUUGCGCCAGAAGCGGUCUAGUUCUGCUGGCCACAUGACCUGGAAAGCUAUCUGUGGACAAACGCCGGCUCCCUUGGCCUGAAAGCGAGAUGAGUUCCACAAACCCAGAGUCACCUUUGACUGGACUUAACAAUUCAGGGGUCCUUUACCUUUUUAUACAUGUGCCCAGGAGCAUAUGGAGGGUGUCAGAUUGGCUACCCCUGCACUAAGUAGUUAUACUUCAGCUCUUGCCCACCCCUGCCAGCGUGGGAUGACUUCCUUUCCCCUCCCUAUGACUGACAGAAGCAGAAUAAACCACACAGAACAGACAACGGAAAACACACAUGACGUGUGUAAUAACUCUGCUGAAUUCAGCUUUCUAGGCACAGAAAACAAUGCAGAAUUUUACUGUAUUAUUAGGCCACAGAUCAUGUGCACAAUCAACAGAAUGAAUGGGAAAUCCUGGUCAGAACUUUUCAGUUGGUCUUCCUGCAGCUAGCAGUGCACAUACUUUAAAAUAAUAAUAAUAAAAGGAUAGACAUUUUUGGCCCCGGACUUUUGCAAUGCCUGUCUUUUCUGCUUGGCUAGGAACCCUUACAUGCUCUCAGAAGAGGAGGAGGAAGCUGAAGGGGAGGUGGUGGAAGAGCCGGAGAGCGGGAGGAAGCAGAAGAAGAAAGCCAAACCGCUUCCCAAGCCCCAGAAGAACAAGCCCCUGCUGGUGGACUUGGAUCUCAGCUUGUCUGCUUAUGCCAAUGCCAAAAAGUAAGGGGCUGGAGUGUUUGGCUGGGGUUGCCCCCUGAAAGCAGCCCUGGGAUAUAGGACCAGUUUAGUGCCAAGGAAUCAAGGGGUUCCUCUCUCCUCCUUAAUUGCAUUUCUUUUGGUCCUGCCCAAGGCAACAAGAUCUUUCUGAGACCCAUUACUUCAGAUCUCUCUGCAGAGCAUUAGGCCAGCUUUCCAUUCCCACCCCCACCACUGACUUAUUCCAGGGAGUCAUUAAGUGUGGACGAAGCGCUAUGAUUAGCACUCCUUCCGAACAAAUUGACAAUUCGCAUCUUCCAAAUCAUGUGAUUCUGCGCUAUUUAUGUGGGCGUACAAGGCAUCCUGCGUGGAAAGGCAAACGGGCCAUAAUCCUAACGGAAGAAGGGAAUGGGGUGGAGACAUUGACACGGCUGCUUCUCUCCCAGGUAUUACGAUCACAAGAGGCACGCAGCCAGAAAAACCCAGAAAACGGUGGAAGCUGCAGAGAAGGUGCGUUGGUGAUUUCUUUGCCUUUCUUCCUUCAAGACACUUUAUGGCAGCAGCCAUAAGCAACUCUUUCCAGUCUGCUUGGAGCUUUUCACAAUUUUCACGGUUCAUAUACAUCGACCGAAAAUAAGCUCCAGUACAGUGGUGCCUUGGUUUAAGAACAGCUUAGUUUAUGAACAACUUGGAUGAAGAACGCUGCAAACCCGGAAGUAGGUGUUUUGGUUUGUGAACUUUGCCUUGGAAGCAGAACAUGUUUCGCUUCCUGUUGAGUGUGUUCCAUUUGUAAAUUGAGUCCCCCGCUGCUAUGGGAAAGCACACCUUGGUUGAAGAAUGCUUUGGUUUAAGAACGGACUUCCGGAACGGAUUAAGUUCGUAAACCAAGGUACCACUGUACUUGAAACCUCCAUCCCAUGGGGCCCAGCCAAGCCUGCCAGGCCUGUGAAUUUGACCUCCGAAUCUUAUGCAAACCAAGCGCACUUGUCAGUCACCUGAAGUCAGAUUAUGUCCUGCAGAGAUCUGUUAUCUCUUAUCUAAGUGCUAAGUACUAAGAUUGAAGACAAGGGAUCUCUUCUCUUUCAUCUUAGGGCUAAGUGCUAAGAUCAGAGAUAAGCCUCUGUUUGCUCUUUCGUAGUAAAAGCUGGCAGUGCACAUUUUUGCACUCUCAUCCCAUGGUGCUAAGAUUGGAGGUAAGUCUGAAAAUGACCAAUGAAGGGGUAUGGAUCUGGCCCUUGAGCUGAAAAAGGUCUCUUCCUGCCUGAAAAAGGGUCUCUUCCUCCGCCCCUGAUAUAAUGGUUUAGUAGCAAGUGAGCCGAAUUCAAGAGAAUAGCCUUGUGGAGUCUGGGGGCAAACCCUCCAAGCCUGCUGUUGGUGAAUCCAGAGUGUCUGCUUCUCAACUGGCAGCAGUUAAGAGCAAGAUGGUCAAAGGCAAACAUGUCGUAAGCCGACCGCAGGUAUAGGCAGCACAUAGGCAGGUCCAGGAACAGAAUACUGAUCGUUUUGAGCACCUGCCAUUUGCAUUGCUUACACUACUUCAUUGUAACUUGGGAGAUCUCUUUAAAUUCCAAAUUCUAGUUGCUGGAAAUCACAGGAGGGGAGAACUGCUCUUGUGCCCAAAUCCUACUUGUUGUUUUCCCACGGGCAACUGUUCAGUCACCGUGAGAACCAGAUGCUGGACUAGGUGGGCCACUGGCUUGAUCUAGCAGGACUUUUCUCACAUCCUUAACUCUUUCCUUGCUUGCUUUGUUUAUUUGUUUGCCUAAACAGGCCUUCAAAUCAGCGGAAAAGAAGACUAAGCAAACACUGAAAGAAGUUCAAACGGUUUCCACUAUUCAGAAGGCGAGGAAGGUGUUCUGGUGAGUGUCUGUGCAUGGAUAUAAGCAAGUGAAUUAUCUGAACAUCUUUUGCACGUUCUUGUCUGUGUGAUGUGAGUUAAGUACUUAAUGCUUAAGAUCCAGAUGUUUUAAGCUUUGGGUUGGGAGGAACUUGCCAUUCCUCUUUCAGUUGAGUGGGGUUGGCAAGGGACGGGCUUAAAUGUUCCUAAGAUGUGGGGCUGUUCCCUGAAAACAUCACGAGCUGUCUUUUCUUUUUGGUUAUUCCAAUGCCUUGCUCUGUCUUGAUGGCUUGAUGUAAUCUGGCAGGUUUGAGAAAUUCCUGUGGUUCAUUAGCUCUGAAAAUUACCUUGUUAUAGCUGGAAGAGACCAGCAGCAAAAUGAAAUGAUCGUCAAGAGAUACCUGCGGCCAGGUGAGUCUGCCUCGCUCCUCACUUGGGGUGCAGUCCAGAUUUGGGACAGGCUAAAUAAAGUUCAGGGACGCGGGUGGCGAUGUGGGUUAAACCACAGAGCCUAGGACUUGCUGAUCAGAAUGUCGGCGGUUCAAAUCCCCGCGAUGGGGUGAGCUCCCAUUGCUCAGUCCCUGCUCCUGCCAACCUAGCAGUUCGAAAGCAUGUCAAGUGCAAGUAGAUAAAUAGGUACCACUCCAGUGGGAAGGUAAAUGGCGUUUCCGUGCGCUGCUCUGGUUCGCCAGAAGCAGCUUAGUCAUGCUGGCCACAUGACCCAGAAGCUGUACGCCGGCUCCCUUGGCCAAUAAAGCGAGAUGAGCGCCGCAACCCCAGAGUCGGCCACGACUGGACCUAAUGGCCAGGGGUCCCUUUACCCUUUACCAAAAUAAAGUUCAGCCGCGCUCUGUGUGAAGGAGUCCUGUGCAGUUUGCUCCUACAACAUGUAGUGAUGGCCACCAAUUUGGUGAGCUUUAAAAAGAGGUUUAGACUAAAGAUGCACAAAUAUUCACCACUGGCCUCUCUCUGUCUCCCUUCCUCUGUGUAAGGCGACAUCUACGUGCACGCCGACCUCCACGGAGCGACCAGUUGUGUCAUAAAGAAUCCAACAGGUAAAUGCUUUCAGGAAAGUGAAUUUUGAGAGGGCAAAAGAACAGUCUGUCAUUAUUACUGUGAUUGGUUUUAGGGCUUUUUUUUCUACCUUAAAUUUUAUUGAUUUUUGAAAAUGCUGUGAACCGCUCAGAGGACUUUGGUGGUGAUGAGGCAGUAUACAAAUGGUUAAAAAUAAAAAGUCAUCCUGCUUUUUGUUGAGCAAGCAGAGGUACGUUGGCUGAAGUCGCGUGAUUUUGCCUCUGCUGUGCUAUGGAGCAAGUCUCUUAAAUAAUGUGCCCAAACUGCAUUGAGAAGACUACAAAGUUUAUUUUUAGCAAUGCUAAACUUGGAGAGCGCUGUUUUCUUUGGUGUUGGGGUUCCCUGAUACUAACCUGCUUCUGGCGCUGCUUCUGUUCCAGGGGAGCCCAUCCCUCCACGGACGCUCACCGAGGCCGGCACAAUGGCCCUGUGCUACAGCGCUGCCUGGGACGCCCGGGUCAUCACUAGCGCCUGGUGGGUGUAUCAUCAUCAGGUAAUGAGGCCUGGAGUGGCUGCUGUUGUUGCUAUUAUUAUUAUGCAUUGAGCUUAUAUACCGCCCUAGGGACACGGGUGGCGCUGUGGUCUAAACCACUGAGCCUCUUGGGCUGGCUGAUCAGAAGGUUGGCAGUUCAGAUCCCUAUGACGGGGUGAGCUCCCGUUGCUCGGUCCCAGCUCCUGCCAACCUAGCAGUUCGGAAGCAUGCCAGUGCAAGUAGAUAAAUAGGUACCGCUCUGGCAGGAAGCUAAACGGCGUUUCCGUGUGCUCUGGUUUCUGUCACGGUGUCCCGUUGCACCAGAAGAUUUUAGUCCUGCUGGCCACAUGACCCGGAAAGCUGUUUAUGGACAAACACCAGCUCCCUCGGCCUGAAAGCGGAGAUGAGAGCCGCAACCCCAUAGUUGCCUUUGACUGGACUUAACUGUCCAGGGGUCCUUGACCUUUACCUACUUAUACAGCCCUAUACCUGGAGGUCUCAGGGUGGUUCACAGAAAAACUGAGAGGGGUGUGGCUUGGCUUAACUUUGCAUUUUAAAAAGAAUAUUUUUCCAAACUUGAUGAAGUAUAGCCAGUGAAAUUGAUAACACAUCAAGGGAGAAAGGGGGUAGAAAUGGAUUCAAUUUAUAAGAAAGGAGACUCCCAUUCAACGUUAGGAAGAAUUUUUUGACCGUAAGAACGGCUCAAGAGUGGAAUAGACUCCUUUGAAAGGUGGAAGACUCUCCUUCUUUGGAGGUUUUUAAGGAGAGGUUGCAGGGGGUUGGACUGGAUCACCCUUGGUAGUCCCUUCCAACUCUACCGUUCUAUAAUUCUGUGAUAUUGGUGAUGAGUCACCGUGGCUGUGCUGGGAGGCACCAAGAUUGUGGAAGGCUGUUUUGCAACAUCUCUAUGGUAGGCCCUGCUUCUCAACGGCCUCUUUCUGGUACUUAUAAUGCUUAUUUACUUAUUUUAUAAAAAUCUACGCACUGGUUGAUUGUAAAAACCCUCAAAGCAGUUAACAAAGAGAGUAAAACAAUAAAAUUAUCAGUAAGAAACAACUCCUUCUUUAAGACAUCCAAAAGGUAAAACCAGCAAUAAACUAAAAACAGAUUAAAACAUAAUAUUAAUAAUAAUAUUUUAUUUAUAUCCUGCCCUCCCCAGCCGAAGCCGGGCUCAGAGCGGCUGACAACAGUAAAAAUAACACAGUUUACAUAAAAUCACAAUCAGUUAAUUGAAAUGCAUUCUAAAAUCAUUUCAUUCUAAAAUAAAUUCAGAGUCAAAAUACAUACAGCAAAGUUCUACAUUUUUGGAUAGGCUAAAAUGUUUUUAGCAGGCGCCGAAAAGGGUACAGCCAAGGAGACUGCCUGAUGUCAAAAAUCGGUGUGUGAUUAACAUCUCUGGAUAAAUUCCACGCAGGUGUCUAAAACAGCCCCCACUGGAGAAUACCUGACAACUGGAAGCUUCAUGGUCAGAGGUAAGACCCACCAGGUGAGACUCAGAGAGGGUUCCUGGAAUCCAUACCUGGCUGGGCAGCCCCAGGUCCAGCUGGGGGUGGAAGGGGAAGAGUUUUGGCUGUUCCCUCUGGGCAUCUUCACAUCAAGAUCCCCAAACGGCUGAACUUUGCAGAAUUCUUGCAGGACGGAACAGUGGAAUGUUCACAAAACCCUGAAUAGGUUUCCUUCUUUUGUUUCCUCCUAUACAGGGAAAAAGAAUUUCCUCCCUCCUUCCUAUCUGAUGAUGGGGUUCAGCUUCUUAUUUAAGGUACAGUGCCUUCAAUUUCUGGUCUCCAAUUAUUUGGAGAUCCUUCUUAAAAGAAACCAAUCCUGUGUUGAUUCUUCUGUAUCAACUGCAGUGAAGGGAAAGGAGCCCUGUGCACAUUCAGCCCUCCCCCCAAUCCUGAUUGGCCCAGAUUUUUUGGGGGGGGGAUUGUAUCUAUUUAUAUUUAUUAAUUAAAUUUCUAUACUGUCCUUCCCCUGAGGAUCACAUGGUGGGUUACAUUAUAAAAACGCAAAAAUACACAACACAGUAACAAACAAAACAAUACUCCGGUCCCACACACAGUUUAAAAGGGCAUCGAUUUUGGCUAUUCGCCAUUUGGCUAAUUAAACAGUUGCUGUGUUCUCCUCCCACUGUUGGAGGCAGUAAGUGCCUUUAAAUGCCAGAUGCGGGGAAUUUCAAGUGGCAAGGAGAGAUGCUGUUUUCCUCUUGCCCUGUUUGUGGUCCUCCCUUCGGGGCACCCGAUGUCAGGCUUCAGGGAACCGGCUUCCUCCCCCCGUGGCAGUAGAUAAGCAGAACAAAGGAAAGGGAGUCUUCUUACCAGUUAGAAACUUUAAUAAUCGGAGUGGGAGAACAAAGAACCCAUCUCUUAGAAAUGGCGGUGCUCCCAAUUAAGGAUUCCACCCCCUUAUGUCCCUAUUAAUCCAUGUCACUUCUACGUCUUGUAUUUUUAAAACAAUCUUUAUUGCAUUUUUCAAAAAUUACAGAGAAAGCAUGAAUUAAACAUUACAUCCAGUUGUUCAAAAAUAAAAAGGAAAAAUACAAAAAAGGAAAAAUAUGAAAAGGAAAAAAACGAUAAAUAAUAAAAAAUGAAAAAGAAUUAAUCAAGUACACAAAAUUGUAGAAAAGAUACAAACAGUAAUUUGAAUAAUCUAUAUGCUAGGUUCUCAGAAAGAAAUUACAUUGAAAAGUGACUGUAACGAAAGAAAGAAAAGAAGGAUUACACUUCUACGUCUUGUAAUCUGUCCCCUCUGUGCUUUGUGUGCUUUCUGUUCUGCCACUUUCUCAGCUCUCCUUGACCUUGGGGAAAGCGGAUGGAUGCUUUCCGGAGACACUGAAUCUGUUAACCCUCUCUCUCCCAGUGUUUCUUCUCCUAGAUGUUUCCCCUCCAGUAUUUCCCAGCUUCUGCCUUCUGAAUUAUGUCCCUCUACAAACCACUGUUCCAAAUUUAUAUUGUCCUCCUGCUCCUGGGAAGAUUCAAGAGCAGGGGGAGGGGGAGGCUCCCACCAUUCCUCCUCAGUGCAGCCUUCCUCAGCACGGUCCCUGACACCUGGUUGGCCACGGUGAGAGCAGGUUGCUGGAUUAGUUGGGCCGUUCGGGGCCCCUUUUUGUGUGAGUGGCUUCUGCCUGUGCAGCCCGCCUGCUUCAGCUUUGAUGGGUGCCUAGGAGGGCUUCCUGCAUCCCAUGGUCACACGGCCUUCUCUCCCCCAGGUGGACGAAUCCUGCGUGUGGCGACACAAAGGGGAGCGGAAGGUCAAGGUGCAAGACGAGGACAUGGAGACAGUGACCAGCAGCACCAGUGAACUGGCGGCGGAAGAGAUGGAGCCCUUAGGUAGGAGGGCAAAGGGGGUGAUUGGGGGCUCCACACACUGCCAGGGAGAGCUUGGGGUGGCCCUGAGAUAUGGGACAAAGUCCGUUGACACAGUGAACUUCAUGGAAAAGAUUCAUUUUGAGGUUCAUUAUUAUUAUUAGUAUUAUUAGAAUUUAUAGACCGCUCUAUACCCGGGGGUCUCAGGAUGGUUCACAGAAUAAAAUCAGGAUGUUGUUGUUUAGUCGUUUAGUCAUGUCCGACUCUUCGUGACCCCCUGGACCAGAGCACGCCAGGCACUCCUGUCUUCCACUGCCUCCCGCAGUUUGGUCAAACUCAUGCUGGUAGCUUCGAGAACACUGUCCCACCAUCUUGUCCUCCGUUGCAUCCCUUCUCCUUGUGCCCUCCAUCUUUCCAAACAUCAGGGUCUUCUCUUCUCAUGAGGUGGCCAAAGUCUUGGAGCCUCAGCUUCAGGAUCUGUCCUUCCAGUGAGCACUCAGGGCUGAUUUCCUUCAGAAUGGAGAGGUUUGAUCUUCUUGCAGUCCAUGGGACUCUCAAGAAUCUCCUCCAGCACCAUAAUUCAAAAGCAUCCAUUCUUCGGCAAUCAGCCUUCUUUAUGGUCCAGCUCUCGCUUCGCUUCCAUGCAUCACUAAAAAUCAGGAUAUAAAACCACAAAAUACCUAAUAAAAAUAAAAACAACAACCCAAUAGCCCCCCCCAAAAAAAAACAUAUUUUAAAAGGGCACAGGAUGUAAAUUGGAUCAACCAAAGGCCUGAUUAAAAGGUUUAGAGAGGAGAGGGCAGCCUUCGCCAACCUAGUGCCCUCGAGAAAUAUCUGCAGGGCACCAGGUUGGUGAAUCCUGAGAGAGGGAGAGAGGGCCCCAUGCAAGCUUUCUGGUGGGGAGAGUUUUGGGUCCAGGAAGCACUAUAGGAAGAAGGGGCAGAAUCUUUUCAGGCAGCAGGAGAUUUCCCAGUCCUGUCCUAUCCAGGUUGGAAUACAGUUCCCACCGGCCCCAGUUGGAAUGGCCAAAGGUCAGGGACGGUGGGAAUUGUGGUCCAAAGUAUCUGGAGGACAUCUGCUUGCAGAUGGCUGUUAGACUCUAAGCCCUGGAGAAUGCAGCUGCACUUUCUUUUCCAAGACGCCCCGGAAGGAGACGACAGCAGCAGCAGCGAUGGCGAAAAGGAGGAACCUCAGGAGAAGGCUGGGGAUGAGGAAGACCCGGCCGAGACCCCCCACCAGGAGGGGGAUGGGGAUGGGGCAGGGCAUGCCCUGGCUCCAGAAGGAUCGUCCGACGAGGAGUAUGCAGACUCAGAGGAGGAGGAGGGCAAAGGAACUCGGGCCUCGGAUGAGAUACGUUUUCCCGACACGACCAUUGACCUCUCGCACCUGCAGUCCCAAAGGUAACCGAGACAGGCUGAGCCACACCUUGGCUUUGUGUGUGUUGCUUUCAGGAGGACGAAGCAACGUUUGGAUUGUGAGCUUGGCUGGGUGUGAGCUGCGAUUGGCGUAGUGAAAUCUGGGAACUGGUUUCUUGGAGCCAGUUUAAGGAGGGUGUUGUCAAGCUGGAAGGUGUGACGAGGAGGGCGGCCAGGAGAAUGAAGGGUCCAGAAACCAGGCCUUACAAUGAAGGGUUGAGUUACGUGGCGAGUUCCCGCCUCCCCCAUGGAAAUAAAGACACAGGACACCAGUAUUUUAGGUUAAUGGGCAAAAUUAGGCCACAACUUUAUUGAUUACAGGAAUUGAGCGGUAUUGGCUUAGGCAUUGGUCCUAUUGACUAACCAGCUUCAGCCUGAUUGCUAGAAGACUGGCAAGGGUUAACCGCCAGUAGGGGGAGUCCUGCUGAUGUACAUCAACUAGGAGCUCCCCUGGGGUCACCGCUCGGGUCAUUCCUUGGCCCACACCUCCGUAGGCUUAGGACAGGGCAACGCCCCCCAGAAUCCUUUAUCGGACUACCCUUCGGUAUGGGGGAAGGUGAUGGCGCUUCCUCCCCCCCCCCCACUCAUCUGCAUAACAAUACCCUUACCAAUGCCUAACCGCCAAUGUCGAGGAAGUUGUGACUAUUUGCUACGAGGUAGCGGGAAAAGCAACUGGCUGGUGCCAAUUUGCCAAGUGGAAAAAAUUCCUACCAGGUCCCUUGACGGCGACCAACUGAAGUCCAUAGCAAUGUCAAAGAGCCAAACCUAAAGGGUGGGAGGGUGGGAAACCGGAGCAGCUGGUGCGCUGGAGUGGAGAAAGAGGGAAAUCCUCAGGCGCACCGGCCCUAAAUAGCGCGGGCCACGCCUCCCAGGCCAGCCGAUUGGCUGGCAAGCGAGAUGACGUGCCCGAGGAUUCCCUGCUCUCGCAGCUCGGAAGUGGCUUUGGCCCAGUGUUUAGCCCAGAUAAGAGGAGAUCUGAAAGCCAUCCUCAGAUAUCUGAAGGAGAUGGAGCAAGAUUGUUUUCUGCUAUUCCAGAGGGUAGGACUUGAACCAGUCAGUUCAAAUGACAAGAAGGGGGAGUCUGAGUAAACAUCAGGAAGAACUUUCUCUCCCAUAAUCAACAUCCACUUCCCAACAUCUCACACCAGAUUGGCAGCUCCUGCUAACAAAGGACUUAAUCGUUUCCUUCCAGAUCCCAGCUGAAACCUGCUCCAAAGGAGGACGUCUCGAGCUUGGUAAGCUCCUGCCUGAUACCAGCCGCUGAUCGUAACGCUUGCCUGCUGCCCCAGAGGAAACAGACGGAGUCUUAAUUCCCUUUUCUCUCUCCCUUGCAGAGCGACAGCAAGUCUCAGGGCCGGAGGCACCUCUCAGCCAAAGAGAGGAGGUGAGGAUCCUUGGGCGGCAGUUUCGGGGCUGCUUGAGAGAUUUGAUUCAUUGUGAUCCAGCAGACGUCUUCAGCCUGGGCUCUUGUGGCUGGCUUGCUGGUCUGACUUUCUCCUUCCCCGAGGAGAUUUCUGCAGGGCCACAUGCAACACAAACUGAGCCAGGCUGAGGUUUGCUGGCUGCUGGUGCCAGCGUGGAGGGAGUCCCUUUUUCCCUCCCUCUCCUAAAAGUAGCCUCCAGAGGCCGUCCGUCCGUGUGUGUGUGUGAACAGGGGCUGUGCUUUGGAGGGCCCCCCUGCCCCACUGGCCCUCCCUCCCACCCCCCUGCCAAAGCUGCCUGCCUCCUCCUUCCUUUGAGCAAAGCAGCUCAGGUGAAGGGUUUGGGUGCCCCUGCUAAAGGUAAAGGGACCCCUGACCAUUAGGUCCAGUCGAGGAUGACUCUGGGGUUGCGGCGCUCAUCUCGCUUUACUGGCCGAGGGAGCCGGCGUACAGCUUCCGGGUCAUGUGGCCAGCAUGACUAAGCCACUUCUGGCGAACCAGAGCAGCGCACGGAAACGCUGUUUACCUUCCCGCCGGAGCGGUAUCUAUUGAUCUACUUGCACUUUGAGAUGCUUUCGAACUGCUAGGUUGGCAGGAGCAGGGACUGAACAAUGGGAGCUCACCCCGUUGUGGGGAUUCGAACCGCCGACCUUCUGAUCAGCAAGUCCUAGGCUCUGUGGUUUAACCCACAGCGCCACCCGCGUCCCGCCCCUGCUAAAGCAGCAGCAAAAAAUGUAAACUGGGGUGGGGAAGAAUUGGGAAGAGAAGGCAGUGGCCAUUCACAAGUGCAAAAAUUAGGCUUGUCCAGGCAGUGGGUGGGUAGGGGGGACCACUGACACCAUCACCAUGUAGAGGAGGAAGGGGGUGGCAGAGGCACGGAGGAGAUGAAGGCAACCGGGGGAGCGGUUUGACUUGCCCCCCUGACAGUGGCUCUUCUCUCAGCUGCUGGCUGGUGCCUCCUUGUUGAGUUUGAAGCCAAGCAGCUGGUCGGACUCUGAGCCCUUGGAUGGUCUUUUUUCUUUUUUUUAAAAUAUAUUUUUAUUAAGUUUUACAUUGCAAAUUUCAAUUCAAACACAUCAUUCACCUCCUCAUUUAGGAUUCUCUGGAUCCCUUGACUUCCCUCCAUCCUUCCCUGGUUUCCAUUAUCUAUCUAUCUUUUCUCAUCUGCUUACCUUAUUUUCUCUAAUUUGUUAAAAAAAUUAAUAGUCUUUUUCCCCCAUAUUUUUUCAUACAUUACAAGCAUUACUCAAAUCCUGCCAAAGUUUUUAGUUGUUUACAGUGUUCUCUUAAGUACAUUAUAAUUUUUUCCCAUUUUCCUUGAAAUUCUUCUCUUCCUGGUUUCUGAUUUUCCCAAUCAGUCUCGCUAUUUCGGCAUUGUCCAUCAUCUUCAUCAGCCAUUAUUCUCUGUCUGAGCCCUUGAAUGGUCUAAGGAGCCGCUUCCAAGCUUUUGGGGGUCCCUGCCCUCUUGUUCCCCCGUGUCCCCUGCCCUACCUUAUAAAAAGCUUUAUUUGGAAUAGUCACAAUCUGCUAAGGAAGACGCCACUAAGGGGGCGCUGUUGCCCAGUUUGGGGAUCACGGGUCUCAGGCCUCCUGCCUUUUCCCCAGGGAAAUGAAGAAGAGGAAGCCAAGUGACCCAGAGGAUCCAGACCCGCCCAAGGGGAAGGAAGAGGACGACAGCCCUCAGCACCCAGCGCCUCCUCCCAGCGCCGGCAAGAAUGCAGCAGGGGCCCAGCAGCCCAUGAAGAGGGGACAGAAGGUGGGCAUUGCAGAGCUGUAGAGUUAGCCUAUUUUGCCUGCCGCCUAUGCUUUGGAACUCCCUGCCUCUUGAGGUCAAGCAGGUGCCUUCACUUUCCCCUUCUUGGCACCUGCUAAAAACAUUCUUGUUUAGACAAGCAUGCCCAGGUGUUUAGAAAAUAGCGUUUUAGCUUUGGCCUGGUUUAAAGUGUUGCUGCAAAUUUGUCUUGAUCUUAUGGUUUUGUCUUUCUACAAACCGCUCUCAGGGUUACUCUUGCAGUCAAGCGGUGUUUAAACAUUGACAAAUGCAGCAGUACCUUGGUUCUCAAACUUAAUCCGUUCCGGAAGUCCGUUCCAAAACCAAACCGUUCCAAAACCAAGGCGCACUUUCCCAUAUAAAGUAAUGCAAAAUGGAUUAAUCAGUUCCAGACUUUAAAAACAACCCCUAAAACAGCAAUUUAACAUGCAUUUUCCUAUCUAACGAGACCAUUGAUCCAUAAAAUGAAAGCAAUAAACAAUGUACUGCAGUCACACAAUCAGUCAGUAGCUGAACUGGGUUCCACGCAGUCACCAAAACAAAACAAGAAAGCCGCGAAAACAAAAAUGCAAAAUAAAUAGCAGAAACAGACAGACUUCCAGGUUUGCAGUGUUUGGGUUCCAAGUUGUUUGAGUACCAAGGCGUUUGAGAACCAAGGUACCACCGUAAAACGAAUGAAAUGGCUCGGAUCCAGACCGAGUUGGGUGCCGCAUUUGGAGCAGGAGCCUAGAGCGCCCUGUCUGUUGGAAAAGCUGCUCCACUCGGCUCCUUCCCUCUCUCCUCUGCAGAGUAAACUGAAGAAGAUCAAGGAGAAGUACAAGGACCAGGACGAGGAAGAGCGGGAGCUGAUCAUGAAGCUGCUGGGGGUGAGUCAGGCAGCAAUGGGAUGGGUCUCUCUUUACCUGGGGAAGAAGGGCCAUGGCAGCUGCUCAGAGGCUAGAGCAUCUUUCUUGCAUGCAGAAGGUCUCUGGUACAACCCCCAGCUGCUCUCCGGGUUGGGCUGGGAGAGAUCAUAGAAUUGUAAGGCUGGAAUGGACCCCCAGGGGUCAUCUAGUCCAGCCCCCUGCAAUGCAGGAAUCCCAGCUAAAGCAUCCAUUUCCUGCCAAAACCCCCGGAGAGUUAGUCCUGAGCUGGGUGGACCCGGUGGCCUGGCACAGGGUAAGGCAGCUCUUCUGUGUCCACGGCUGGAUUAAUCAUUAAGCAGAAUAAGCACAUGCUUAGGGCAUCAAUGGAAAACUGGAAUUUUCCAUUGCUGGGUUUACCAUGGAUCAUAUGGUGUAGCUGAACCAGGUUCUACAAAAAAAGAAAUAGCAGAGAGGUUUUCUUUGAAACUGAAAACUAUUCUCAGUGUUGUCAAAAGCGGAUUGAUACUUGUAUGAUACCCGAUUGAUUGAUACCCGAGAACUUGGACGCAAAUUUCUCAGCUCAGCUUCGGCAGUUUCACUCGUAUGUGCGUCAUACGUUCAGUGUAAUUAAAAAAAGUGAAAACAAGAUUCGGACAAUAUUGAAUGUGGUUUUCCAAACGCUGACAUUUUCUUUCGUAUAUUUUUAACAUUAAUGGUCACAAAUUGCCCAGCUGAGCGUUCAUUUUCUCAGUUGAAGUACAGUGGUGCCUCGCAAGACGAAAUUAAUCCGUUCCGCGAGUCUCUUCAUCUUGCGGUUUUUUCGUCUUGCGAAGCACGGCUAUUAGCGGCUUAGCGGCUAUUAACGGCUUAGCGGCUUUAAGAAAAACGAAACAAACUCGCAAGAACUCGCAAGACGUUUUGUCUUGCGAAGCAAGCCCAUAGGGAAAUUCGUCUUGCGGAACGACUCAAAAAACGGAAAACUCUAUCGUCUUGCGCGUUUUUCGUCUUGCGAGGCAUUCGUCUUGCGAGGCACCACUGUAUAUUAAAAAAUCCCAACAGAAUAAUUGUUCAACGAGGCAGGCUGGAUGCCUUAUUCCCGUGCAACACCCUCUUCAGAUGUCAAGGAGAUAAAGAACUAUACAACUUUUGGAAGACAUCUGAAGGCAGCCCUGUAUCGGGAAGCUUUUAAUGUUUGAUGCUUUAUUAUGCUUUAUAUAUUUUGUAAGCUGCCCAGAGUGGCUGGGGAAACCCAGCCAGAUGGGCGGGGUAUAAAUAAUAACAUUAUUAUCAUUAUAAUAAUCUCUACUAAGCAUAGAAGCGGACAUGUUAUGUAAGAUUAGUUCUAAGGAUCUGAUCAAAAAUCUUGCAAUUAUAAAAAGUAGGAGAAAACGUUUCAAAUACAAGUAAAGUGGAAGCAUACCCAAAUAAACAUUAUUUUCCAUCUUACUGUAGGUUUUGUUUCAUUUUGAAAAAGAAAAUUUCAUUUUGCUGUUUAUUAUUGUUUAUUUUUUGAAUUGGACACGUAUGGGAGAACCAAAAACUUUUUAACUGCUUACGGCCUCUGAAGGUAUUACCGUAUUUUUCGCUCUAUAACACGCACCAGACCAUAACACGCACGUAGUUUUUAGAGGAGGAAAAUCCGUAGGCAUGCCACCCGUAGGCAUUCCCUCCAUAACACGCACAGACAUUUCCCCUUGCUUUCUAGGAGGAAAAAAGUGAGUGUUAUGGUGCAAAAAAUACGGUAAUCUGGCCUUGUCUGUGGCCUACGUUCUGGGGUGGGGUGGGUGGGAGAAAGAGAAAAUAAAUGUAUUUCCCCUUUGCUUUCUGUGUCGGGUCUCGAAUUCUAACGCCGCUUGUUUGCGCCCAACCCAGUCUGCGGGGUCGAGCAAAGAAGAGAAGCCGAGGAAAGCCAAGAAAGGGAAGGGGGGUCCGGACUCUGCCAAGAAGCAGCCCCAGAAGCCGCGAGGGGGCCGGAGGGGAGAGGGGGUCACGAUAGAGCACGUGGCCGUCGAGUUGCAGGACGUGGCUUUGGAGGAUCACCUGGACGAGAAGGUAAGCCGUCGAGAGAGAACCUGUCCCUGUUAGCGCACAAAGCCCCUAACAACUUGGGACCGGUUUUCCUGCGAGAUCGCCUGAUCCCAUGGGCUCCCACUCGAUCCCUUCAGUCUGCGUAAGGGGCACCACUGCAGGUGCCACGUCUGUAAGAAACCAGUAUUUUAGUUUGGCGGUACCGUAUUUUUUGCUCUAUAAGACUCACUUUUUCCCUCCUAAAAAGUAAGGGGAAAUGUGUGUGCGUCUUAUGGAGCGAAUGCAGGCUGCGCAGCUAUCCCAGAAGCCAGAACAGCAAGAGGGAUUGCUGCUUUCACUGCACAGCGAUCCCUCUUGCUGUUCUGGCUUCUGAGAUUCAGAAUAUUCUUUUCUUGUUUUCCUCCUCCAAAAACUAGGUGUGUCUUGUGGUCUGGUGCGUCUUAGAGAGCGAAAAAUACGGUACCUGCACUUUGGAACUCCCUUACUAGUGAUUGUUAUAAGGAAAAAAAUGCUCCUUUUCCCUUAUGCGGUACCCAAGAGCCCAAACAUAGUCCUUAUGUAGGUUCUCUAUCAGUAGGAGACAAAGAACAGAGGCCAACCAGAGAAUAUUGAGAAGCAAAGCAGCUAGUAAGCCUGAUCUUUAUUAAACUGUUGCAACAGGGUGCUCACUCAAAACACGCAGGAGGGAGGAGGAACCCAGAAAAAUGGUGUGCAAGCCCUUAUAUAGACAUUUGAAAAUUGCCUCCCCUGUAGCUGAAGACCACCCUCAAAAAACUUCCUACAUAUAUCACUGAAGGGGUAGUCUACAGCAGAAAUCCUGUCUGCCAGGAUACCUGAUAAUGGUCACUGAUUGCUUUUACCUGGGCAUCCUGGCCAUUCUUUGGUGAUGGUAAAUAUUCAGUUCCUGAAUCCAGGUCACAGGCGCACCCUAUUCAGACAUAGAUACGCCCUUAAGACAGGAUUUGUGAGCAAAGAGACAAAAGGGAGAAAAUUUUCCCAUUGCCUCCCUCCUUGCAGAGAAAUAUUUGAGGUCAAUUUGGGAGAGUCAAAAUGGUUUCAGGAUUGCUCUCCUUUACUAUUUCAGACACGUGGUUUAUAUACUUACGUAUGUGUUUGCCUUGUACAUUUAUGAACAUUUAUUUUAUAUACCGUAUUUUUCGCUCUAUAACACGCACCAGACCAUAACACGCACAUAGUUUUUAGAGGAGGAAAACAAGAAAAAAAAUAUUCUAAACGAAAUAGUGGAUAUAUGAUUUUUGUGGUUCAUGCUGUGGCCACAUACAUGUGAUCUGACAGUGAGUUUGGAGUAGCCCAAUGCAAAGAUCCCGAGGAUCCAUGUGGAUCCAUGCUUUGUAACCACGGAGGAGAGAAGGAAGGGGAACCAUGGAUCCUCUGCUCACGACUGCAGCAGAUCCCCACCACCACCCGCAGGCAUUCGCUCCAUAACACGCACAGACAUUUCCCCUUACUUUCUAGGAGGAAAAAAGUGAGUGUUAUGGUGCAAAAAAUACGGUAUAUGUAAGACCUCAGAAUUCCUGUAACAUGAUGUUAGGCAGGGGCCUUUGCUGUGUUCUUUUCGGUACCUGCUAGAAACAAUUUUCUUUUCGACAAACCUGCCUGCACUUGUAGAACGUUGAUAUGCAUUUUAGUUUGUUUGUAGCUCAUUGCUGGUUCUGUCUUUUGAAUACUUUAAUGUGUUCUUUUUAACUGAUAGUUUUCUCGCUUCUUUUUUUACAAUCAAGUGGUAUAUAAAUUUUAAUAAAUAAAUAAGAGGCGGCUGCUAUAGAAAGCAGAGACUCCUCCUGCCCCCAUUCUAAGUACUGGAGGCUUUCCUCCCUUGGAACCAGCCCUCCUCCAGGUACUCCCCCCUUUGCCAACCUGGUGCCCUCCAGGCUGAUGGGAGUAGCAGCCCCACAACAUCUUGCAGACACCAGGUUGGCGAAGGGCGAGUUGCUGUCGUUUCAGGGGUCAAGGUGAGAAAUCUCCCCUCCCCACUCCCUGUUUUCCUGUUUCUUCUAACUGGUGCUUCCUAAUCUGUUGCUGCUCAGCAUGUUGAGUCCUCUUUGGGGUUUGCACAUUCUCUUCUCCCUGCCCCCUUCGCCUCAUUAUUUCUUUGGUCUUGGAAUAUUUGUCGCGCUUCUGAAAAUCUUGGGGUUCCCCCGAGCAGGCCAGGAUUCCCCUCUUGUUUCUCGGAAGGCCCAUUUUGGAUCUGUUCAUGUUUCGUUGCUGGUGGAGGGAACGGUGACUGACGGAUCCUGAUGCUUAUCUAAAGAUAGACAGGAAGUGUCUUACAAAAACUCAUUUUUCUCUCCUUUGUUCUUUGCAUUGCACUGCUUGUUUUUUUGGAACAUAUUAUGCAAAUGCCUAAAUAAAUUAAUAUUUAAUUAAAUAAUAAUAAUAAUAAUAAUAAUAAUAAUAAUAAUAAUAAUUUAUUAUUUGUACCCCAAAAUGCUCAAGGAGACCUUGAGAUGAUGAAUGAAAUCAAGGAAGCAUCUGAAAAAAGGAGUAGUAAAGGGUGAUUUCAAGCACCCUCACGUAGACUGGCUAGAUAUGUGUUCCACUCGUAACAAAGGGGCAAAAUUUCUAGAUACCCCAAACAAUAAUAACAAUAAUAAUAAUAAUUGACUGUGCACUAACAGUUGGUGUUAGAACCGCGACCCUCGACUUAAUUUUGAGUGGCGCCCAGGACCUGGUGCGAGAUAUAAGCGUUGUUGAGCCAAAUAUACAGUGGUACCUCGGGUUACAUAUGCUUCAGGUUACAUACGCUUCAGGUUACAGACUCCGCUAACCCAGAAAUAGUGCUUCAGGUUAAGAACUUUGCUUCAGGAUAAGAACAGAAAUUGGGCUCCGGCUGCGCGGCAGCAGCAGGAGGCCCCAUUAGCUAAAGUGGUCCUGCUUCAGGUUAAGAACAGUUUCAGGUUAAGUACGGACCUCCGGAACGAAUUAAGUACUUAACCUGAGGUACCACUGUAGAUGCAAAUGGCCAAGGAAAUCCAGCACGGUCACAUUUGAUUUCAAAAGAGGAAAUUUGUCCCAAAUGAGGAGGUUGGUAAAGAGGAGGUUAAAAGACAGGGGGUCAAAUCGCCAAAACGCUUGGGAGUUGUUUAAGACCACAAUAUUAGAAUCUGUGUCCAGCAGAUCAGGAAAAGGUACCGUGAGAGUCAAGAGACCCCACCAGCUUGGACCUCAGGCAGAGUCAGAGAAGCUAUUGGAGGGUGUUGUCCAAAUGAAAAGAACGCAAAGGAACACAAAUCUGGCAAAGGGAGUGCAGAGAGAAAGGGAUGCUUAAAAAAAAGCUUUGAAGAACCAACAACAGGAAGUUUUUUAAAUAUGUUAGUAUCAGAAAACCAUCUAGGGAGGCAGUUGGUUCCUCGGAUGACUAGGGAGUCAAAGGAGUUGUAAAGGAGGAUCAAGAGAUUGCGGAGAAGCUAAAUGAUUUCUGUGCAUCUCUCUUCACAGCAGAGGAUAUGGGGCAAAUAUCAGAGCCUGGGUUAACCUUUGCAGGAGGCAAGUCUAAAGAACUGAGACAGCGGUGGCAAGAGAUGAAGUUCCAGGCCUAAUAGACGAAAUAAAAAUUGACAGAUCGUCACACCUGGAUGGCAUCCACCCCAGAGUUCUCAAGGAACUCAAAUGUGAAAUUUCUGAUCUUUGCACAAAAAUAUGUUAACUUAUAUGUAACAGAUCAGCCCCCACACCUGACAACGGGUAAGCCGGCAAUGUAAUGCAAUUUUUAAAAAAGGGAUUCAGGAGGCAGUUCUGGAAAUUACAGGCCUGUUGCCUUAAUGUUUGGAAAACGAGUGGAGAGUGUUGUUAAAGAUAAAAGAACCCAGCACAUAGAAGAACAAGCCCCACUAAAGCAGAGCCAGCAUGGCUUCUGCGAAGGAAAGUCCUGUCUCACGAACCUAGAGAGUGUCAGCAAGCAUAUCAACAGAGGUGAUCCGGCUUACAUUGUUUACUUGGACUUUCAAAAAGCUUUCGACAAAGUACCUCACCAAAGGCUCUUGAGUGAGCUUAGCAGUCAAGGAAUAAGAGGAGAAGUCAUCUUGUGGAUAAGGAAUUGGCUAAGUUGCAGGAAGGAAACAGCAGGAAUAAAUGGACAGUUUUCUGAAUGGAAAUAAGUAGGAAGUGGAGUCCCCCAGGGAUCAGGGCUGGGACCUGUGCAUUUUAACGUGUUCAUAAACGAUCUAGAGCUAGGAGUCACUUGUUAAGAUGAGAUUGCAAGGAGCUCCAAAAGGACCUCUUCAAGCUGAGUGAACAGGAAGUAAAAUGGUAAGUGCAAUUCAGUGUAAACAAGGUUGAAUUGAUGCACGUUGGGGGCAAAAAACAUAAAUUUAACAUAAACAUUCAUGGUGACUGACCAGGAAUGAACAAGACCUUGGGGUCAUAGUGAAGAUGUCAGCCAAGAGUGCAGCAGCUGUGAAAAAGGCAAAUUCCACGCGAGGGAUCAUUAGGAAAGGAAUUGCAAAUAAAACUGCCAGUAUCAUAAUGCCAUUAUAUACAAAUCUUCUCGAGCAACCACAUUUAGAAGACUAUGUACAGUUCUGGUCGCCUCAACUCAGAGAGGAUAUGGUAGAGCUGGAAAACGUUGAGAAAAGGGCCACCAAGAUGACUGAUAAUUUUGAGUGAAGGAAGGUUGCCGCGUUCAGAACUUUUAAGUUUAGAGAAAAGGCAAGCAAGAGGCAAUACGAUAGAAGUUUAUGAAAUAGCACAGAGAAAAAGGGCAGUUUUUCUCCCUCUAAUAACAACAGAACUCAUCGAUAUCCAGUUCAGCUGAGUGUUGGAAGAUUCAGGAUAGAUAAAAAGACAGGACUUCUUCAUGCAGCGUAUAGUUAAACUGUGGAACUCAUUGCCACAGGAGGCAGUCAUGGCCACUAACCGGGAUGGCUUGAAAAGAGGAUUAGACGAUUUCAUGGAGGAGGAGGAGGCUGCCAAUGGCUCCUAGCCACAAUGUCUACGCUCUGCCUCUACAAUCAGAGGCAGAAAUGUAUUGGACGCCAGUUACUGGAAACCACAGGAGGGGAGAGUUGCUCUUGUGCUCAAAUCCUGCUUGCUGGCUUUCCGGUUGGCCAUUGUGAGAGCAGGACGCUGGAGUAUGUGGUCCAUUGGCCUCAUCCAGCAGGAUUCUUACAUUCUUAUGUUGACUUUUGCAGGACGAUCAGGACCAGGAUCAGCUGGGGAACGAGGUAAAUACAAAAUGCCCAGUUUCUGGGGGAAUGUUGGAAGUGCUUUGACUCAGUCAGAUCCGUCGUAUCUGAACCUAAGAGAGCUGUGGCUUGGGGAGGGAACAUGAAGAUACCUCCUCAGAAAGUGUUCUCCCUGCCCCCCCCCCCCAUUGAUGCGAGGAAUCAUCAGCGCGGUGUAUUCUCCAAACCCUUUUCUCUUAUUUCUGUUGAGUUUCACCUGGUGACGAGCCACUCACAGAUAUCCUGUUGCCAAAAAGACUGAAGGAGGUUCCUUCCUUUGUUUUAUGAAAUAAAUGCCACAUGUUCUUCAUCCAGUGGGCUCUGGAAAUAGCUUAGUGUCAGUUUAAGAUUUGUAAAGGUAAAGGUAAAGGGACCCCUACCAUUAGGUCCAGUCGCGACCGACUCUGGGGUUGCGGCGCUCAUCUCGCUUUAUUGGCUGAGGGAGCUGGGCAUACAGCUUCUGGGUCAUGUGGCCAGCAUGACUAAGCCGCUUCUGGCGAGCCAGAGCAGCGCACGGAAACGCCAUUUACCUUCCCGCUGGAGUGAUACCUAUUUAUCUACUUGCACUUUGACGUGUUUUCGAACUGCUAGGUUGGCAGGAGCAGGGACUGAGCAACGGGAGCUCACCCUGUCGUGGGGAUAUGAACCGCUGACCUUCUGAUCGGCAAGCCCUAGGCUCUGUGCUUUAGACCACAGCGCCACCUGCGUCCCUGGAAAUAGCUUAGUGUCAGUUUAAAAAUAAGAUUCUUACAUGGGAGCAUUUGAGUGAAAUAUGGAAUGGCCGCAAAAGACCAUAAAGAAAACUUGUGUACAUACAUCCAUACGGCCAAUGGGGAGUCUUUAAAGACUGUAUAAACCACCACCACCCCAUUUGAAAAUAUUGUGCGGGACAUACAAAAAGAAAUGAAUUACAAAGUUAAAACUGUGAAGAGUCCAUUAAAUCUCUGUCAAGCCAGCAUGAGUGGUAUGCGUGUUUCUACCCCCAGAAAGCUGGCUUGAAUGCGUGUGUGUCUAAAGGAUUUGCCGGAAAGGAUAAAGCACAGAAAAACCCCCAGAACCAGGCAUGCCCACCCCUCUCCCUUCACAGCCUCUGCUUCCAUCGCCUCUGUUCUCUUUCAGGAAGGAGAGACGCUAUAUGAUUCUCUGACUGGGCAGCCCCACCUGGAAGACAUUCUCCUCUUCGCCAUCCCAUUCUGCGCCCCUUACACCACCAUGACCAACCACAAGUGAGUGGCAGCAACUCUUGGCCCGUUUGGCAUUGCCCCCGUUUGGCAUUGCCCCUCCCAUUAAACCUUGUGUUUGUUCUUGUUCUUUUUUUAAAGAUACAAAGUCAAGCUGACCCCUGGCACACAGAAGAAGGGCAAAGGUAUUGUAUGCUCUCCCUUGCGUUUCUUUCCAGCUCCUUUUUGGUCUUCUAGCCAGUGGAUCAAUUGCACACACAAAGAUUCCGCAGGGCAGCAUUACUCGGGAAACUUGAGCGUUACGAGGCAGCUUGACCUCUUAAAUUUGUGGGGCCAAAUUUCAUGCUUACACUCCAAUCUCUCAAUGUCAUUAUCACAUCGUAUGAUUGACUGGUCGGUUUUCCUGUCCGCCUGUCAAAAUCCCUUCUGCGGUGUCCCCAGGCACCCAGCAGCCAGUCAUGUCUGGCAUCAGGUGGGCUUGACUUGCCCCAAACGGCCUUGUGGGCCAAAUGGGGAGGCCUGGUGGGUCCCAUUUGGCCGCAAAUCUGGAGGUUCCCUUUCACUGCUUUAGAAAGAUGGGUAGCCCAGAAAUCUGUCCGGCUUGCAAACAAGCACUCACCUGUCCUCUGUAGUGAUCGGUGAAUCAUCUCCAGGUAAGCAAGAUUGGGGUGCUUUCCCCCCUUUGGCCUGCAAUGUGCCCACUGACUUCCACGGUGGGCAGAAAGGCUCGUGAUCCGUCAGUUGGGUGGUGGCCGCGGUGAACCUGCUUGCAAGGAUGUUCUAAGUGAACAAACUGUGGUACAUUUCUGUCUCUGCUGGUGGCCCCCUGCCCCAUAAAUCUGUGCCUUCUGUCUUUCCAACAGCUGCAAAAACGGCUCUGCACAAUUUCAUGCAGUCCAAGGAGGCGACCCCGAGAGAGAAGGAUCUCUUUCGCAGCGUCAAGGUAAGAAGCCCCUUCUCUGGGCAGGCCUGCAGCUUUGGCCGAAAGCAAGUGGCGUCUGCUUCCAGAACCAAUUUGUGUGGUUUUUUCCUAACCCAAGUUUCCUGCUAACAGAACAAAGGUUUUGCUCUAUGUACAGCUGAUCAAGAUGUAAUCAUGUGAUUCUCUUCUACAGGAUACAGACCUAUCCAGAAAUAUUCCGGGCAAAGUGAAGGUGUCGGCCCCCAAUCUCCUGAACCUGAAAAAGAGGUGA
This is a messenger RNA of Podarcis lilfordi (Lilford's wall lizard), 36291 nucleotides long. The record is from the annotation of a GenBank genome assembly. NCBI's taxonomy places the organism in Eukaryota, Metazoa, Chordata, Lepidosauria, Squamata, Lacertidae.